CCGCCAUCUGAUGGCAAACAGCGAGCCGCAUCGCUGCCCAGCGAGCAUGGCUGUCGGCAGAGCACCGCGCCAGUGACCGCGAGGCUUCACUGCGAUACAGGGCACCAUGGACCACGCUGCUGGGCAUGAGGCCAGCUGACACCUGAGGACUAACGCAGCCUUUUGGCUCCCAAACGGCAAAGACAGGUGGCUUUGCAGAAACACCAGCCAGCGAUCAUUCUUGGAGAUGCUUUCUGAGAACCCCUUGUCAGAAGAGGAUGUGGCAGUUUGUGCAGACACGGGGAUCCUGCCCCGUCCCCGUGAACCUGAGCUCGCGCUGCGCCGCGAAGGAUGGCUGUGCCGGAGCUGUGAGCCCAGCCCAGCGCUGCAGCGGCCGAUGGACGGCAAAACCACUCCGUCCACGGCAUCACCCAGCAGCGUCCCUCCCAGCCUCCAUGCCUCCACGGCCAGCAGCAUCUUCAGUGCCCGAGCUCCGCAGCCUCGAGAAAGUGUCCUGGGCAUCAGCUUCAAGCCCUACAGCCCCGAGUCCAACCCGGCCCCGGCCCCCUGCACGACCUGUGAGAGCACACGAUCCUCCAUGUUCAGAGCUCCCUGCAUGAGCCAGCGGCGGCUUGCGCUUAUCUUCUGCGUCUCCAUCCUCAUCGUGCUGCUCGUCGCCCUCAUCCUGCUGUUUAUGUUCUGGCGGUCACAGACCGGCAUCGUGUACAAGGAGCCUGCUGAGAGCUGCAAGCACAGCCCCGUGCGCUGUGACGGCGUGGUUGACUGCUCCCAGAGGAGCGACGAGCUGGGCUGCGUGCGCUUCGUGUCAGACGAGUCCCUGCUCCACGUCUACUCCAGCACCGAGAGCCAGUGGCUGCCAGUGUGCAGCAGCACCUGGGAUGAUUCCUUCUCCAGAAAGACCUGCCAGCAACUGGGAUUUCAGAAUGUGUCACAGACUGAGUACAUCCCCCUGCACUUCUCUGGCAAGAGCCUCAGUGUGACCGACGAGCGAGAGACCAUCCAGCAGAGCCUCAACAGCUCACAGUGUCUCACCGGAAAGUACGUCUCCCUCCGAUGCACAACCUGUGGACAGAGGAUUUCUGGCCGGAUCAUCGGAGGAAAAGAAACCUCUGUGGCCAAAUGGCCCUGGCAAGUCAGCGUGCAGUACGGGCCGAUCCACAUCUGCGGCGGCACCAUCAUCGGUGCGCAGUGGGUCCUCACCGCGGCGCACUGCUUCUUCAUGAACAGCAUGAAGAUCCUGGACGACUGGAAGGUCUACAGCGGGGUCUCAGACCUGAAGCAGCAUGCAGAGGGCAUCUCAGUCUCCCAGGUCAUCAUCAACUCCAACUACAGCGAUGAUCAUGAUGACUAUGACAUCGCUCUCAUGAAGCUCUCCAGGCCGCUGACGCUCUCAGCUCAGGUUCGCCCAGCCUGCCUCCCCAUGUACGGCCAGCGGUUCCAGACUGGCAGGUCCUGCUUCAUCACUGGUUUUGGGAAAACAAGGGAAAACGAAGGGGUGUCUCGCAGCGCUUGCUCCUCCUGCCUUGCAGAUAACACAUCCCCAAAGCUGCGGGAGGCCGAGGUGAAGCUGAUUGACUACAAGAUCUGCAACAGUGACAAGGUGUACGAAGGCUACCUGACCCCCCGGAUGAUGUGUGCUGGGUACCUGCAGGGAGGGAAGGAUGCAUGCCAGGGUGACAGCGGAGGGCCCUUGGUCUGCGAGGACAACGGCCGCUGGUAUGUGGCUGGGGUGACGAGCUGGGGGACAGGAUGUGGCCAGAAGAACAAGCCUGGUGUUUACACACGUGUGACAAAGCUUCUCAGCUGGAUAUACAGUAAAAUGGAGAGCGAGAACGACUAAGACGGGGAUGGACAUUUGCCUGGGCUGUGCCCCUCUGGCUGGCACAGACCCCUGCCCUUGGUGGCCACAAGCCCACGAUGCUACCAGCAGAUCCCCCCACCUACCUCUGGACUGUCCAUGCAGCCGGGGACCUGUCACUGCCCCAACCUCUGAAAAUACAUCACCUGCAAAGUGACUCUGCCCUUGCCCUGUGCAAGGGGGGUGGCUUGGAGGUGGCUGGGCAGGAUACCCAGCCAGCCCCGGCCCAGCAGCACAGGGGACAGCUGCCCGUGCCGGCUGUGCCAGCCGGGAGCCACCUCCUCGCCCUGUGUCUGCGGUUCUCCUGUAAAUAGACAUGUCUGGAUGGGGGUGUCGUCGGCGCGUCUUGGCAGGACUGCGGCACUCUUGGUGGGCCAGGGGCAGCUGGUGCUGCCCGUCCAUCCGGAGGAGGUUGCGGGUGGAAGCGAGGAGCAGGGAAGCCGUGGGGUGCCCAUGGCUUGGGAGCCAUCUCCUCCGCACGCUGCUGCCAGGUGGUGGCCGUGGCUGGCAAUGUGGGCGCCCGUGGGGGGAGCAGAGGCUGGCUGUCCCGUGCCCAGGCUGCGCUCCUCUCCCCACGUGUGUGCUCAGCUGCAGACGGGCCCUGGGGCAUCCGGCCACCCCGCACACUUCUCAAUAAAUGGUUUGGUAGUGCUCUGCA
Columba livia (rock pigeon) is the source of this 2516-nucleotide messenger RNA. RefSeq names its product transmembrane serine protease 13 (gene TMPRSS13). Gene Ontology annotation, cellular component: membrane. Gene Ontology annotation, biological process: proteolysis. NCBI's taxonomy places the organism in Eukaryota, Metazoa, Chordata, Aves, Columbiformes, Columbidae. The record is from RefSeq and is a predicted model, not a curated record. Bases 227 to 1840 code for a protein of 537 amino acids. Gene Ontology annotation, molecular function: serine-type endopeptidase activity; protein binding. The transcript is spliced from 15 exons.